UAAAUUAAUUGGUUGACGUGAAAGUUAUAGUGUUAACAAAUGGUGGUAUACAUACUUAAUUUUUUUUUUUUUUUACUAGUAAUGACAGAAAGUGAUCAGCGAUUUAUAGCGGGACUGCGGCGGGCAUUCUGACACUGGGGAAGAACUGACUAACAGUCACUGACAUCCCCAGUAACACUAAUACAGCGAUCAGUGCUAAUAAAAAACACUGACACUGUACUAAUGACACUGGGCAGAAAGGGGUUAACGUCUGGGGUGAUCAAAGGGUUAACUGUGUGCUGUUUUAUGGUGUGCUUGUGCUUCACUGUAAGCACACUGCUUUGGAUGGCUGUGCCUGAGCUGACAGGGAGGAGGACUGUUAGUAAACAAAACCAUCCUCCUCCCCAUCGGAGAUGCUCAGUA
This is a messenger RNA of Staurois parvus, 402 nucleotides long. The record is from the annotation of a GenBank genome assembly. Lineage: Eukaryota; Metazoa; Chordata; Amphibia; Anura; Ranidae.